Molecule: messenger RNA, 1245 nt
Organism: Chironomus riparius
Lineage: Eukaryota; Metazoa; Arthropoda; Insecta; Diptera; Chironomidae
Source: the annotation of a GenBank genome assembly
AUGACUAUUGUAAAUAUGUUACGUAUUAUUGGUGUCAAUCUACCAGACGGAAAGCUGCUGUCAAUACAACAGAUAGUUGUAACAGCUAUUCAAAUUAUAGCACUAGGAUUUCACGUCUAUGGUCUCAUCGAUUUAUGGCCAAAACCAGCUGAAAUCUGCAAAUCAAUAAUCAUUUAUUUAUUGGGUACUCAAUCGAUCAUAAGAGGUGUAAGCAGAUUCACAAGAAAUGACGAAAAGGCAAUGAGAGAAAUGCACGAAAUUAUCGACAACUUUUAUAUAAAAAAUGAAAGAAAUGAAAAAUUUCGUGAAAAAUUGAGUUCAAAUGUGAAACUUUUCAGACGAAUUAUUAUUUUAUAUAUUGCCAUAUGCAGCAUAAGUUAUAAUUUACCAGUUAUAUCAGGAUUAACAUUGAGUAUAAUGACCAGAGAAUUCGUACUUCCGGUUCCAAUGAAACUCCCUUACAUCGAUUCAACUACAAUUUAUGGCUUUCUACUUUGCCAGACAGUCAUUGCAAUGGUAUCAAAUAUAUUAUUUUUGAUUAUGGUUGCUGGAGACACUGUCAUUCUGUAUUUUACUUUACAAACAAUCACGAGGGUCGAGUUGCUUAAUCUUAAAUUUCAAUUGCUUGGAGAAGAUUUGAUAAAAGUUCAAAAUAUGAGAAAAAUUAUUGCAAAGUCAAACAGAAACUUUAACUCGUCUAUUUCUAUUAGGACUAAGCAAGUCUGCAAAUAUAUUUCUACAUCUACAAAUGAUAUUGAUUUUAUUGUGCUUAAAGCUAUGCAAAACUAUGUUGAUGAACAAUUUAUUAAUUUAAUUAUUGAGUACACAGUCUAUAACGAUUAUGUAUCGCGGAUACUUUCAUUCAGAGAAAUGAUAACAUUUACAACUUUAUAUCUUAAUUAUGUCGGAAUCGGACUAUCUUUGGUAACUAUCAGAGUAUCAACAAUAUCAUUUGGUGUUGCCGCCUGCAUAAUAUUCACACUGCAAGUCUUUAUGCAUUGCUUUGAAUGCACCUUAGUCACCAUUCAAAAUGAGAAGCUAUUGACUAAUGUUCAGGAAUUUCCAUGGUAUAAGCUAUCGCAUCCUCAAAAGAAAAUAUUUUUGCAGUUUCUUUGCAUCUGUCAGAACACGAAUAGCUUCAGCUUGCCAAUAUUUGGAGAUGUUAAUAUGGAAUUAUUUACUGACAUUAUGCAAGCUGCUUACUCAUUUUUGAUGUAUGUUAUUCAAUUUGUUAAUAUUAAGUAG